This is a messenger RNA of Salarias fasciatus (jewelled blenny), 2734 nucleotides long. It is a transcript of the gene lrrc24, whose product is annotated as leucine rich repeat containing 24. Bases 296 to 2128 code for a protein of 610 amino acids. NCBI's taxonomy places the organism in Eukaryota, Metazoa, Chordata, Actinopteri, Blenniiformes, Blenniidae. The transcript is spliced from 5 exons. Gene Ontology annotation, molecular function: protein binding. The record is from RefSeq and is a predicted model, not a curated record.
UAGAGGCGCGAGACAAGAGUUUGAAUGUGCGGACAUCAGCGCUGACGUCCGGCGUUGGCAGAUGCGAGCAGUUUCCUCCGGCUCCAAUUACAAUGGACGAGACGAGCCUGUGUGGACCGUGAGCAGCAGCCACCCAGCCGGGAGCGAGCCGGGCAGGAGGCAGGAAACAAUGCCCCGGUGCAUCUCCAUGCACUGAUUUCAAGGAGGAUUCGUCUUAUUAUAUUUCCGUCUCCUCUGAAGUGCAGCCGGAUUCAAGCAGUCGGUUUUGUCUCUGAAGAUCAACUGCUAAACCAUCAUGGGCCUGUUCAUUCUCAUGCUGAUCGUCCCGGUCCUUAUCCCUCAGCCGUCUCAAAGUUGCCCCUCCGGCUGUCGCUGCUACAGUCUCACGGUGGAGUGUGGAUCACUGGGGAUCAAAGAGAUCCCACAAGGUGUCCCGUCUGUCACGGAGACCAUCUUUCUUCAAGACAACGCCAUAGUGCAGAUCCGUCUCCAGGACCUGACUCGCCUGGGAAACCUUCAUUAUUUGUACCUGCAGAAUAACAGCAUCUCAGCCCUGGAGCCUGGAGCCUUCCUCAGCCAGGGGCAGCUGCUGGAGCUCGCCCUGAACGGCAACCUCAUCCACCUCGUCACCCCUGACAUGUUUCGGGGCCUGGAGCAUCUCCGGAUCCUUUAUCUCGCUGGCAAUCAGAUCACUCGGGUUCAGGACCACACCUUCAGGGGACUGCAGCGUCUGCAGGAACUCCACCUGCAGGAAAACAGCAUAGAGAUGCUGGCGGAGCAGGCUCUGUCGGGCUUGUCAUCCCUUGCCCUGUUGGAUCUCAGCAGGAAUCACCUACGCACCCUGGGAGCCUCGUCCCUCAAACCGCUUGUCAGCCUGCAGGUGCUCCGUGUCACAGAGAACCCAUGGCGCUGUGAUUGUGCUCUCGGCUGGUUGAGGACCUGGAUCAGUGAGGAUGGACAGCGCCUGUUGAGUUCAGCGGAGCAGCGCCGUUUGAUGUGCUCCGAGCCGCCUCGCCUCUCCCACCUCAGCCUGGUCGAAGUGGCUCCAAACAGCCUGGUCUGCAUCCCCCCCGUGGUGCAGCUGGAGCCCAGCCACCUCACCGUGCGCCUCGGCGAGAGCCUGCGAGUGUCCUGCCAGGCGUCAGGAUACCCCCAGCCUCAGGUCACCUGGAAGAAAGCCUCCCAUGGUAAGGCCCAGCUGUCGCCUCGUGGCCUGGUUCAAGAGCUGGGACCCAACGGGGAGCUGUUCAGACCGGGAGCCGGCGGGGUGGUAACUGCUCUACCCAGCGGUGGAGGCAUCAAAGUAGGGGGAGUCGGUGGAAUACACGGACUCGUCCGCGGCACCGAGGAGGGCGGCGAGAGAGACAGCUUUGAUCCGGACAUGGGCAGCGGCAUGCUGUUCCUCAGCAACGUGACUGUGGCACACGCUGGGCGCUACGAGUGUGAAGCUUGGAACCCCGGUGGCGUCGCUCGGGUUACUUUUCACCUGGCCGUCAACAUGUCCUCUUCGUCAUACUCCUCCCAGUUCUGGCCUCGUCUGAACACACACUCUUACGUUUCAUCCAACUCCUUCUAUCAGCCGGAGGUUCUGGAUGUCAGCCAGGAGCCUCUGUAUGAGCAGGACAGCAUGGACUUCAAUGCUUUGGGCCCCGCCACACAGACUGCAAUCGCUAUCGGUAUCUCCUUACUAGCGCUCACGGCAGUUCUCCUCUUGAUCAUGAUCUAUACUCGUCACCAGCAGUACCAGAAAGAGGACAAUGGAUCCUACUGUACCAGCAAGGAAGAGAGUAUCCUUUAUGUGAACGACUACUCUGAUGGACCGACAACCUUUGCGCAGCUGGAGGAGUACCGAGAUGACCACGGUCACGAGAUGUACGUACUCAACCGGGCCAAGCCGGUCGCGGGUUCCGCUUCAUCCAGGUGCCCAAUGAUGAGCGGAUUUGUCCAGCAGAAAGGAAUGAAGGAGGCUCUCCUGGAACAUGAAAUGGUGCAGACACUGACGAGAUCGGGGCUCGGCAGAAAACCAGCCGACGGAGGAGAGGGACCCCUAACGACGGACCCGGAAGAGCUUUUCCUCAGCCAGAGUCUCCUCUUUGGAUCACAAGUUGCUUACGAGAUCCACUGCUAAGGAGUUUUUAUUGUGCUCUGGCAUAAAACAAUAUGCUGAGAGAUUUAAUGAAAGACAUUAAAGGAAACUACCUUGGCGCGGUGAUUUGAAGCAUCAGAUUAUGAUCUGGAAUUCAAAAGAAGGAUGAGCGUCAAUUAGUGGUUGCUGGGAGGAACCUGGACCACAUCCAAUGUCCCAUAACUCCUUUUCUGAUUGACUGGCUUUGGAAUGAGUCAGAGGUGAUAAACUGUGGUAAUUAAAGAGAAAAUAAUACAAUUAACCAGACGUCUCUGUCUCUAAAAUGACCCUUUAAAGAAUAAUACAGGUGACUAACCUUAUCAGAUGUAGUUACUCAGACAAUUAAGGCUAAAAUCCUCAUAAAAGAUGCUGAGACUGCAGCACACACUGGCUAGAAUAAUUCACAUUUUGUACUAAUUCCCUCAACAAGGUUUAUUUUUUUUUGUGUGUGUUUUGUCUGUGUUUUGUGUAAAUAUAAUUAAGCUAAGUUUCACUGUGAAAUACAGUCGUUUUGUGGACUCUGUCGCAGAUCCCAUUAGAUAUAGAUCUGAAGAAAUCCACAUAUUGGAACUGCAUUAUCAUUACCCAUAUGUAUGAGUGGGUGAGGAU